Sardina pilchardus (European sardine) is the source of this 3113-nucleotide messenger RNA. RefSeq names its product tropomodulin 1 (gene tmod1). Gene Ontology annotation, molecular function: tropomyosin binding. Gene Ontology annotation, biological process: myofibril assembly; pointed-end actin filament capping; actin filament organization. Lineage: Eukaryota; Metazoa; Chordata; Actinopteri; Clupeiformes; Clupeidae. The transcript has 11 exons. The record is from RefSeq and is a predicted model, not a curated record. The coding region runs from base 464 to 1603 and encodes 379 amino acids. Gene Ontology annotation, cellular component: cytoskeleton; striated muscle thin filament; myofibril.
CAUUUACAUGAGAUGGUGACAUCACUUGACUGACUUGACUAAGGGGCAGUACACUUCUUCUCGAGUACUUUGUCGUUGUAGUAUAACUUCCCGACUUGCCUGCCUCUGUGUGGGACCUUGCCAAUUUGAGGGAAAUCCACUUUGUCGAUAACGUUCUGACUGUGAAUGUUAAGGACUUUUGCGAAGUAUUCUUUCAGCAGAACGGUUUCAAUUGUGUGCCUGGGAAACUACUUUUUUGUUACAUGAAGCGCUACAUUUGUGUGACCUACCGGCAACGAAAAGGAACCAUAUCUGGUCAAACUAUUCAGCUGUCACUAAGCGGGACCCGCUCUCUAUAAAUAGCCUAGAACAAGCAGCGGCGGUGGUUUCCCCACUCGAGCUGGUCUGGGCAGUCUGCUGCCAGUGCUGUGCCAGAGGGUAGUCAUUGCUCUUGUGCCCUAGCUGGCCCUCCACUGCUCCAACCAUGGCCCUGCAGAAACAGAUGGAGAAGUAUCGGGAUGUGGAUGAGGAUGAGCUGCUGCAGAAGCUGUCUGAGGAGGAGCUGCAGAGACUAGAGGAUGAGCUGCAGGAGCUGGACCCUGAUAAUGCUUUGCUGCCUGCGGGCUACAGACAAAAAGACCAAACCAAGAAAGCUCCUACUGGAACCUUCCAGAGAGAUGACCUGCUGGCUCACUUAGAGAAGCAGGCCAAGGAGCACCCAGACCAGGAGGACCUGGUGCCCUUCACAGGAGAAAAGAGAGGGAAAGCCUGGGUGCCUAAGAAGGUGGUGGUAGACCCCAUACUUGAGAACGUGACCCUGGAACCAGAGCUGGAAGAAGCCUUACAAAGCGCCAGUGAUGCUGAGCUGUGUGACAUAGCCGCCAUUUUGGGAAUGCACACUCUGAUGAGUAACCAGCAGUACUAUGAGGCCUUGGCUAGCAGCACCAUCGUCAACAAACAGGGUCUAAACAGUGUUAUCCAGUGUACCCAGUAUAAACCAGUGCCUGAUGAGCAGCCUAAUGACACUAAUGUAGAAGAAACCCUUCAGAGAAUCCAGCGCAAUGACCCUGACCUGCUAGAGGUCAACCUCAACAACAUCAAGAACAUCCCUGUGCCGGUACUGAAGGCGUAUGCAGAGGCACUGGCUGAGAACACUGUGGUGGAACGCUUCAGCAUUGUGGGAACUAGGAGUAAUGAUCCUGUGGCCCAUGCCUUGGCAGAGAUGCUGAAGGUGAACACCACACUGAAGAGUCUGAAUGUGGAAUCCAACUUCAUCACUGGCGCAGGCAUCAUGGCACUUGUGGUAUCUCUGCAGUCCAACUCGACAUUACAGGAGCUCAAGAUCGACAAUCAGAGUCAGCCACUGGGCAAUAAGGUGGAGAUGGAGAUAGCCAGCAUGCUGGAGAAGAACACCACACUCUUGAAGUUUGGCUACCACUUCACCCAGCAGGGCCCCCGGCUCCGAGGAUCUAACGCUAUGAUGAACAACAACGAUCUGGCGCGAGUGAUCCGCUCAGACUCGGACGGUUCCUUUACCCUGACCCUGUCAGUGCCCGAGCUGGAGAGGGCCUUUGGUAAAAAAUUCAAGGCCAAGCCCAGGAGCAAUAAGAAAGAGAAGGCUUGAAGAAGGCCCCAUCUUCCCCAGAUGUCGGACAAACAUGUAACACCACAGCCCUCACACGGGACCCCCACUCAGCCAACACCCCUAGCAGCACCCCUUCCUUCUAGGAUCCAGACCCUCUGAUUGGCGCACAGUAGUCUCUUAUUUGCUGUUGUCGCGUUUGAGGUUGUGUCCAGGAUUAAUAGUUCUUUCUAUCGGGAUGAUUUUUCUGUAUUAUACCGAGUUGGCAUGGCCUUUCCUGUGUGUUUUUUGAAUAUACAGGAUUUGCUGAGGGCUGAUUUGCUAUCUACAAGUGUUUGUCACAUCUUCAAUCCAAUGUCUUAACUAGUUGAAUGCUCUCUGAAUGGAAUGCAUUGCAUUUAGGUUUUUGUGUAGGGACACUGUAACUGUAUGGUCAGCCUCCCCCGUCUAUACGUAGCCCUGCAUGCUGAUUACAAUCAUUACACUCAUCAGCAAAGGUCAAAUCUCCGAGCGGGUUUUUUUCCCGAGAUUGCUCCUCAUUAAAGGGGCUGAGAUGGGGGGAGCCGGUCCGGAGUCCGAGCCGCUGCCAGGCAGCAGAGACCCCGUCUGUCCUCUGAGUGCCCUCCACAGCCCCACUCUUAACAGCAUUAGAGAUCAGAGACUCCGACAUGACCAUUUCAGGCAGCGCACGUCAAUCAACUUCAUUGGGAUAUUGUGUGUACCUAACUGGUGUGUUGACAGCUCUUCAGUCUUUGACUUCCUGUGUAUCUGUAGGCAUGUUGAAGUGAUAUUGCUCUGGGUGUUGAUUGGUGUAAAAGGGGGAAAGGUUAGCUUUAGAUUAAAGUGUGGAUCUUGAUGCAUUUGUAUAAUUGCAACCAUUUAUAUUAUAACACCUGUAUUGUAAUUAAGACAUUGGUCAGUUGUUGAAUUAUUUCAUUUUGUUUUAUUUUGCACUAAAAAAGCAAAGGGAAUUGUUUUGACACUGACAGAUGGUUUAUCUUUGCAACACACUGUAUUUAUUUAUCUAUUUAUUUCGGAACACAGAUCAAGGGCCAGAUAGUCCCAAUGAAUGCUUCUCAUCUGGUAACUUUGGUGUGUGCAUUGCAGUAGUUCUGUCCCGUGCUGAGACAGUUGAUCUCCAAUGUGAACUGAGGGCCCUGUCUGUAUAUUUAUGCCAUGUCUUCUUAUUUUUAUUUCUCUCCCUCCGAAAACAGUUCAGUUUUCAAAAAGAACAUCAAAAAAUUAGAUGGUCAUUGUGUUACGCUGAAUCAUUCAGUUGUUUUACAGGAAGGCAAGAGGCUCCUUGAGAGAACUAGGUCAGGCUGUAGGCCAAGCUGUGCUUUUAGGCCGCCCACGUUUCCCAGAGGACUGUAGCUGGGCGCCCUAUAUGGAGAGGGGCCGGAGCUGUGGUGCAGCACCAGUCAAGAGCAUAAGUGGUGGGCUUCAGGGACGCCAGCAUUCGCUCUGUCAAAGCCGAGAGCUCCCAGUAGAUUCACCAGUCUUCCCGUCUUCCAUUUUGUUGAAAAAGGAAUAAAGUUUCAAUUUUUUUGCA